AUGUCUGAGGUGCAAUCUCGUCCUACCGCAACGCGCGGUAGAGGCUCAGCUCGCGGCGGUCGAGGAGGGUUCUCAUCGAGAGGAGGUCGUGGUGGUGGUAGAGGUCACGCAACCAACGGAGAUCAUGCCACACCAGCCAUUGAAGAUGAGGGCGAGGUCGGCCAACUAAAGAGACAGUAUGGCAGCAAGGUCACAACCAUCAAGGAGAUGUUCCCAGAUUGGACAGACGAAGAUGUAGUAUUUGCUCUGCAAGAGACAGACGGCGACCUUGAGACCACUGUUGGUCGCAUCACGGACGGCACAAUCGCACAAUGGGGAGAGGUCUCGAAGGGUAAGAAAGAUCGAUCUAGAUCAAAGGCCAAGGACAUCUCAGCAACACCGUUUAGCGAUUCUACAAAUCAAUCUAGACCAUCCCGUGGUGGUCGAGCUGGUUUCGACAGCGGUAGAGGAGGCCGCGGUCGAGGCACGGAUCGAGGCAGAGGGGGGAAAGCCCGUGGAGCUUCGGUCGCACACACAAAUGGAUCACGCAAGGAGAACGAGCCAACAUCUGCCGCUCCAGAUACCACCGCAUUGGAUACUGAGAAGACCGCUGAAGAGACUUCGAAGCCAACCGAAUCUACCACAAAUGCCACCGAGGAGCCAUCGUGGGCCUCAUCGGUCCCAGAGCCCGUUGCUGCUGCUGCUAGCGCAGCUUCUAGUGUAAUUCCUGCUGGCAUCAAGAAGAGUUGGGCUAGCAUGUUUGCAGCCCCAGCACCUACUCCUAAAAAGGCUCCUGAGAACAUUGAGAGACCUGCAGAGUCCGUCAAACAAGAGAAACCAGCAGAGCUCCCAGUGGAAGAGCCAGAAGCCCCAGCUCCAUCCGAGCCUAGCCCUCCUAUCGAACCCGUCUCAGAACCUACCCCUGCUCCAGCUGUCACUGAGGAGGCCGAAGCCUCUAUCACGCCUUCUCAUGACGAACUCACAGAAGAUAACCUCGAACAGGUUCUCGAUACAUCAGCCCCCGCCCCACCGCCACCGCCGCAACCAAUUCGACCUCCACCAAGUAGUGGGUUCCAAGCCUCUGCUCUGAAGGCUACUGGUUCUGGAAGAACCGCAAGUUACCAACGCCGUGUUCUUGACCAGGAGGAAGCUGUGCGUAUGCCUGGAAAUAGAGAGGUCGACAGAGCCGCGGUUCAAUUUGGCGCCUUCAAUCUUAACGGAUCUGGGGACGAGGAUGUUGAUGGAGACCGUGAAGAGCCUGAGACCCGCGGCCAGCCACCACAGCACUCCCCUGUUGCUCCGCGAGCUUCAUUACCACCUGCGACCGCAACCCCUCAACCAGCUGCGAUUCCAGAACCCGCCCCAAAGCAACCCUCAGCUGGACUUCCCGCAGCUCCUCCAACGGCCGCACCUGGACUUCCAAGCCCACCUUCAUUGCCAAGUGCUCAAAGCGCGUCCCAGCAAGCCCCUCCAGCAAAUGCUCAAUACUCCCAGUAUGGUCGAUUUGGACAGACUGGAGCACCAGAUCAGCCAGCUGCCCAAAAGUCAUAUGAUGCUUUCAGUCAACAAGCACCAUCCACACAGAGUCCGUUUGAAGGGUACCCCAACCAAACCUCCCAAUCCCAACCACAACAAAACCAAUCCGGUGCCUUUUCCUCCGCCCCCAACGAAUACUCGCAGUAUUAUACCGCAGAUUCUCAACGAAAUGCUUAUAAUGGCUUCUAUAAUCAGCAACAGCAAUACGGUCAGGGUCAGGAGGGACCUGGCUCUCAGCAUCGAUCAUAUAGCGGGUUCAAUGGACCUCAAUCCGAGAGUUCAUCGCAGUUCCCACAAAGCGCCGCACAAGCAAGCCAGUCACGAUAUGCCACUGCUGGCGAGGGUCAGAACAGUGGACAUACUACGCCAAACCCAACCAGUCAGCAACCCGGUGCCAAUCCAGGAGCACAACCCCAGCAAGGUCACCCUCAACAACCUCAGGGUGGAAAUUACCCAUACGGCCAUCCUUACUACUCCAGUCCGUAUUAUGCUGCGUACAUGAACCAAUACCAGAAUUAUGGCGGCGGAAACUACCCUGGAGGACCUUAUGGCGGUAAAGGUGGACUCCAUCAACAACCAUACCAAGGUUACGGAAUGAGCCCAGGUGCACCAUACGAACAGCACGCAUCGUCUCCAGCCGCUGGUGGAUUUGGUGGUUCGUCUUUACACGGACGGGACAGUGCUAUAGGUGGUGGACUGGGUGAGUAUGGUCGUGGGUCCACUCAGUCUUCUCAGACUCCUCAAGGACUCGGGGCUAGUGGUGCAUUCGGAGGUGCAGCGCACGAUGCUUUCUCCCGAGGAUCCCCGUACCAAGGCCAAGGUCAACAGCAUUAUAGUGGCAACCAAGGUAGCCAGCCAAGUGCAGGUGAUGAUUUGAAACCUUUUGGUGAUUCCAAAACUGCCAACGGACCAAGCCCGUCACUCUCUCAAGCUGGACGUCCAGGAUCUGCAACCAACGCAGCACCAGGGUCUGCACUACCACCAUCGCAGUCUCAAGGAGGAUAUGGAGGCUACCCAAGCCAUCACCAACAGGGGGUGCAUGGUAGUCAAGCCGGAAGUCAGUACUCUGGCUUAGCAGGGGCAGGAGGCCACCAAGCUGGAGGUCAAGGUCACCAAAACAGCCAGUACGGCGGAUAUCAAGCUUUUGGCGGCAAUUAUUAUGGUAACAACCAGCAACGCGGUGGCUGGGGCGGCAACUACGGACACUAA
Molecule: messenger RNA, 2724 nt
Organism: Glarea lozoyensis ATCC 20868
Lineage: Eukaryota; Fungi; Ascomycota; Leotiomycetes; Helotiales; Helotiaceae
Product: UBA-like protein
Exons: 6
Coding region: 1-2724 (907 amino acids)
Cellular component (GO): nucleus; cytoplasm
Molecular function (GO): ubiquitin binding
Source: RefSeq, a predicted model, not a curated record